GUUCAACUCUGGGAAUCACUGAUCUCAGAUACCAAUCUCACUGUGGACUGAACCGUUCUCACUCGCCCUGUUGUUCCAUAUCGUCAAGAUGCCCUCAACAUUAGAAAAGGCUCGCAAGCACAUUGCGAAGAAGCGCAAUGGCCAUGACCUAGCCCUUCAUGAGUUUUCCAGAGACUCCAAGCGUCUUCACAAGGCCUCGAUCAGAGACCAAAGGCUGGGAAAGCUCCACGCCUCAAAGAACAAGAAGGAGCAGCCCAUGAUUGACCGUGCCUCCUUUUUCCAAAAGGCAAUUCAGGAGAAGGGAUCCGAACCUCUCGACUUGGCCGCCGUUCAGGAGCUCAUCAGCAAGUUUGUGCACCAGUAUGAUGAGGAGUACGCCGAGGUCAAGAAGACCCGCCGUGCCGGCCGCCCUGCAAGUGCCAAGGAAGACUUGCUGAAGCUGAGAAUCUCUAACCUUGAAGAAGAGUACAAGAUCGGAUUUUACCUUCCUGACCUCACAACAUCGUCUAACAUCAUCCAACUCGACCGCUGGGAGGGUUCAUGGGCUUACCUCACCAACCUCGCCUGGGUCAAGAUCACGAGUGACGGGAACGUCAGACCCUCCAGCUUCCCUCCCAGAGUUUAGUUUCUGGCAUCUUACAGCAUGAUCAUGGCGUUUUCUUUUUCGGCGUUUGGGGGAUUACACGAGGCCACGAGCCCGCUAGGCCUUGAAGCGGCAUCAUCGAUUUCACCGGGAGAAAGGAUGGGGAUCAACCGUCGGCUCCAAUUUCUGUAUCCGGCUCCUCGUACGGUGCCACUAUAGAACGACGGGUUGUUCGCGGGCAAUGUCUCAGACAGGCCAGGCACUGUAUCGGAAUUCUUGUUUGGCCAACAGACAAAUUUCUCCGGUUACAUACAGCAACCGUGCAUGUUGAGGUGCGAAAGGCCCAAUGCUCGGAUCACAGCAGACCACGCAUAGCCAAAUCACUGGCUCGUCAGCGUCUGAGCCAUGAUUCUCCUGUGCCGUUGCACAAAAGGGGAUUCGGCAAAGGGGGGCCAAACGUGGAGAGCAUGUGGCUGCAUGGGAAUCGCGCGUCAUACCGAUGGUCCUUCAGAGGGGGGUUGCGAAAGAGGCGGGUGGUAGAGACCGAAGCAGCGUCAUAUAAAG
Colletotrichum scovillei is the source of this 1147-nucleotide messenger RNA. RefSeq lists its product as uncharacterized. NCBI's taxonomy places the organism in Eukaryota, Fungi, Ascomycota, Sordariomycetes, Glomerellales, Glomerellaceae. Gene Ontology annotation, cellular component: nucleus. The transcript is spliced from 4 exons. Bases 89 to 625 code for a protein of 178 amino acids. The record is from RefSeq and is a predicted model, not a curated record.